Molecule: messenger RNA, 822 nt
Organism: Acanthosepion pharaonis
Lineage: Eukaryota; Metazoa; Mollusca; Cephalopoda; Sepiida; Sepiidae
Source: the annotation of a GenBank genome assembly
AUGAUAUUUUCUUUCUUUUUCUUUCUCUUUUUUUUCUUUCUUUUUGUUUCUUUCUCAUCUUUCUUUUUUUCUCUCCAUUUCCUUUCUCAAAUUUUCUUUCUUUCUCUCAUUUUCCUUCCUCUUUCUUUUUUCUUUCUUUCUUUCAUCCUUUUUUCUUUCUUUUUCAUCUCUUUUCUUUCUUUUUUUUCGUUCUUUCUUUUUUCAUUCAUUCUUUUUCUUUCUUCUUUUCUUUCUUUUUCAUCUCUCUUGUUUCUUUCUUUCUUUCUUUUCGUUCUUUCUUUUUCGUUCUCUCUCUCUCUCUUUCUUUCUUUCUUUCUUUCUUUUUUUCUUUCUUUCUUCGCUUUAUCUCUUAUCAAAAUGACUAUUAUUAUAAUUACCAUUAUCUAUCUAUCUAUCUAUCUAAGUCUGUUCCUAUCUAUCUAUCUAUCUAUCUAUCUAUCUAUCUAUCUAAGUCUGUUCCUAUCUAUCUAUCUAUCUAUCUAUCUAUCUAUCUAUCUAAUUCCUUCUUUUCUUAUAUAUUUUACACAUAUCUGUUCAUAUCUAUCCCUCUAUCUAUCCAUCUCUCUAUCUUCUGUUCAUAUUCAUCUAUCUAUCUAUCUAUCUAUCUAUCUAUCUAUCUAUCUAUCUAUCUAUCUAUCUAUCUAUUGUUCAUAUCUAAUUCAUUAUUCUAUAAUUUUCACUAUCUUUUUAUUCAUCUAUCUAUCUAUCUAUCUAUCUAUCUAUCUAUUUAUCUUUCUUCUUUAUCUAUAUAAUUUGACACAUAUCUAUCUGACUAAUCUAUCUAUCUAUCUAUCUAUCUAUGAUUAUAUCUGUUUGAAAUAA